This is a messenger RNA of Eleginops maclovinus (Patagonian blennie), 5068 nucleotides long. RefSeq lists its product as uncharacterized. The record is from RefSeq and is a predicted model, not a curated record. Gene Ontology annotation, biological process: proteolysis; regulation of catalytic activity; protein phosphorylation. NCBI's taxonomy places the organism in Eukaryota, Metazoa, Chordata, Actinopteri, Perciformes, Eleginopidae. The transcript is spliced from 40 exons. Gene Ontology annotation, molecular function: ATP binding; cGMP-dependent protein kinase activity; cysteine-type endopeptidase activity.
CUGACGAUGCAUUUAUUACACAGGCAUGUGAUUCAAUGACUUGCUGCUGUUAAAAAGGGAUAGAACCGGUGUUCUGUUCAGUGACAGAGAGGAUUCGCAGGAGAACGUUAUUCAAAAACAGCUGCAGGAUGCAUCCCCUGGCUCUCCUUUGCGUCGUUUUGACGGUCAGUGUCACCUUGGCCCGACCUCACCUCCCUCAUACCUCCUCAGAGAUGGUGGACCUUGUUAACAAAGCCAACACCACCUGGACAGCCGGGCAGAACUUCCACAACAUUGACAUCAGCUAUGUGAAGGGACUGUGUGGGACCAUACUGAACGGACCAAGGCUGCCAGAGGUGGUUCACAAUACUGAAGGCAUAAAGCUUCCUGACAGCUUUGACCCACGCCAGCAGUGGCCCAAAUGUCCCACAAUCCAACAGAUCAGGGACCAGGGAUCCUGCGGGUCCUGCUGGGCCUUUGGGGCAGUUGAGGCGAUAUCCGACAGGUUGUGUAUCCACAGCAGUGGUCAGGUUUCUUUGGAAAUCUCCGCUGAGGAUCUGCUCUCCUGCUGUGAUGAUUGUGGCAUGGGCUGUUUCGGUGGUUAUCCGGCUGCUGCUUGGGAGUUCUGGGCAAAGAAAGGGCUUGUGACAGGAGGCCUGUAUAACUCCAACGUCGGCUGCCGACCCUACAGCAUCCCUGCGUGUGAGCAUCAUGUAAAUGGGACCCGUCCUCCGUGUCAGGGAGAACAGGAGACUCCUAAGUGUGUGGAGCAGUGCACCGAUGGAUACUCUCCCUCCUAUCAGAAGGACAAACACUUUGGUAAGCACACAUACAGCGUGCCGUCCAAGCAGGAGCAGAUCAUGACCGAGCUGUACAAGAACGGGCCUGUGGAGGCAGCUUUCUCUGUAUAUGCAGAUUUUCUGCUUUACAAGACUGGUGUAUACCAGCAUUUGACAGGGGAGAUGCUCGGCGGUCAUGCCAUUAAGAUCCUUGGCUGGGGGGAGGACAAUGGGACGCCCUACUGGCUCGCUGCAAACUCCUGGAACAGUGACUGGGGAGAUAAGGGUUUCUUCAAGAUCAAGCGUGGAAAUGAUGAGUGUGGUAUUGAGUCAGAGGUGGUUGCAGGAAUCCCAAACAUAUUGGGAUUGUCUUUCCAGACCUUACACGGUGUUCAUCUGCUCCAUUACGGCCGCACUGUACUAUCUGUGGGGCCGCAAACUCCCGCCUUGGUGUCUAGCCAGGCUUUUAGUGCUUUCCUCCACAAGCACUGUCCUGUUGUGUCUGAGCCCUUCAUCCCAACUCCGUGGUGCUGGGGGGGCCGCAUUCAAACCCUGGUCUGUGCCGUCCUCAAGUCCAAACCACCUGUCUCAUAUCGCAAUGAGCUGAUCGGUACGAUUGAUGGCGGUCAGAUCUCUCUGGACUGGGUGGACAAUCGGGAAAGUGCGGAGUACCCAGAAUCCUGCAUCCGCCCCACAGUACUGAUUCUCCCAGGCCUGACAGGCAACAGCAAGGUGUCCUAUGUGCGCCAUGCUAUUAACCAGGCGACCCGCCGCGGUUACAGAGUUGUGGUCUUCAACAACAGAGGGCUGGGAGGGGAAGAGUUGUUGACGCCUGUCACCUACUGUGCAGCCAAUACAUCUGAUCUUGAGCGUGUGGUGCACCAUGUCAAAGAACUUUACCCACAUGCCCCUGUGCUUGGUGCUGGUGUGUCUUUGGGAGGCAUGUUACUAUUAAACUACCUGGCCCGUAAGCGUACGGAGUCAGGGAUGGUGGCGGGUUUCACCAUCUCCGUCCCGUGGAAUGCGUUGAAGUCUGCCGCCUCAAUGGAAGAACCACUAAACUGGCUGCUCUUCAACAAGUACCUCACGAAUGGCUUGUGUCAGGCUGUCACCAGGCACAGGAAGGUUCUGGAGAAAGUGGUGGACAUUGACUAUGUGUUGAAGGCCCAGACUAUCCGUGAGUUUGACGAACGCUUCACCUCUUUGCUGUUUGGUUAUAAGUCUUGCACGGACUAUUACCACGACGCCAGCCCAGACCAUAAACUCCCCAAUACUUCGGUACCCAUCAUGUGUCUCAACGCUGCUGAUGACCCCUUCUCUCCCCAAGGAGCCUUCCCGUUGACAACUAUCCAGAGCCUGCCUAAUGUUGCUAUGCUGCUGACGGCCCACGGCGGACACAUUGCAUUCCUGCAGGGUUUCUUUCCCCGCGGCGAGAGUUACAUGGAGCGCCUAUUUGGUCAGUUUGUCCAAGCCGCCUUUGAACACCCUAAAGAAAUUAAGAAAGCCUGUGGUAUCAAAGAGAAGCUGAUCAUGGAGAAGCAACUGGAGGAGCUGAAGCAGCAGCUAGAGAAACAAUGUAUGAUCAACCAGGAGCUGCAGAGGCAAAACAAAGAUCUGGAGCAACGACUGCAGGAAAAAGAAAAACUUUUGCGAGAGCUCGACAGUCAGUAUAAUGAACUUGGUAAGACGCCAACUUUCCCUCUCAGAGUGGUCAUGACAUCGAUCCGGAGGUCAGGAAGAGCCGUGCGGCUGUCAUCGCCUCUGAACCAAUCCCAGAGACCCUUGAGAUUAAACGCAUGAGGGUCAACAAAACCUCCAGGUUACGAGACAAAUCUGAUUGUCAAAGCCAUCCAGAAGAAUGACUUCCUGAGCCGCCUCGACGAUGAGCAAACAGCCAUGAUGGUGGAUCUUUUGGCUGUAUCUAGCUUCAAACCGGGGGAGGAUGUCAUUAAAGAGGGCUCUGAAGGAGAAAGCAUGUACAUAGUCGCAGCUGGUGAGCUUCUUGUCACCCAGGCAGGCCGUAACCUCCGCAGCCUCACCACUGGUGAUGUGUUUGGGGAGCUGGCCAUCUUGUAUAAUUGCAAACGCACAGCAACAGUCAAAGCAAAGACAGCAGUGCGUCUGUGGAGCAUGGAGCGACAAACCUACAGGACGAUCAUAACCAACAAGUCCAAGAAGAAGCGGGAGCAGCUCAUGGGCUUCCUGAAGACGUCUCGUACUCUGAAGGAUUUGAAUGAUGUCCAGUUGUCGAAAAUCAUUGACUCUAUGGAGGAGGUGAAGUACCAGGACAAAGAUGUUAUAGUUCGAGAAGGAGCCGAGGCCGACACCUUCUACAUCAUCCUCAAAGGAGAGGUCCUGGUGACUAAGAACGUGAACGGGCAUCAGAAGCAGAUUCGUCGGAUGGGAAAAGGGGAGCAUUUCGGGGAACAGGCCCUCAUACGGGAAGUCUUGAGAACUGCCACUUGCAGUGCGGACGGCCCUGUUACCUGCUUCUCCAUUGACAAGGAGGUAUUUGAAGAGACAAUUCCCAUAGAACACCUGGAGCUGUUUGAUGACUCCAAAGUCCUGCAGGAGGCACAAGCUCCAGAGAAGACGAACCCCAGCUCCACGUUGAGGUUUAAGGACCUGGUCCCUGUGCAGUACCAGGAGGGGCGCUAUCAAGGAGAUCCCGUCACGCUUGGAGUCGGAGGGUUCGGCCGUGUUGCACUGAUGACCACAGUGAAUCAUGGAAAAUAUUAUGCCAUGAAGCGAGUCAGCAAGAAGCACAUUGUGGCCAAGAGACAGGAGGAGCACAUGUUGUUUGAGAAAAAGAUCCUUAAAGCCACGCAGUGUGACUUCAUCGUCAGGCUUCACGCAGCUUUUAAAGACUCACGAUACAUCUACAUGGUCAUGGAGUUCUGUGUUGGGGGAGAAAUCUGGACCAAACUCAAAGAAGUAGGGCGUUUUGAUGAACCCAUCGCCGUGUUCUGUACUUCCUGUGUGGUGGAGGCCUAUGCCUACCUGCAUAAGAAGAACAUCAUGUACAGAGACCUGAAACCGGAGAACCUGAUGCUGGACAUAAAGGGCUAUAUAAAAUUGGUGGACUUUGGUUUUGCCAAGGAGUUGGUGCGCGGUGAGAAAACCUACUCAUUUGUGGGCACUCCAGAGUACAUGGCCCCAGAGAUCAUCAAGAACCAGGGACAUGACUUUGCAGUUGACUUCUGGUCCCUUGGCAUCCUGAUCUAUGAGCUAUUGGUGGGAAGCCCUCCCUUUUCAAGUUCAGAGCCUCAGAAGAUUUACGCUAAGAUUUUGGACGGGGUGCCCAAGUAUCCACCUUACCUGAGUGAGGCAGCCAAGUCCAUCAUCAGUAAACUGUGCAGACCUCGGCCGGGUCAGAGGUUAGGAAACACCAAGAAUGGAAUCAAAGAUGUCCGGCAUCACAGGUGGUUUGGCAGUAUGAACUGGCACAAACUGCGUGUAGGUCAGCUCGACGCCCCCACAGUCCGACUCAUACGCAAGGGCCCAUGCUACGUCAACUUUGAUCGUUUCCCUGUUGAUCAGACGAAGGCAGAGGAGGAGUUUUCUGGUUGGGAUCGUGAAUUCUGAGAUUAAAGGAGUUUCCUCUGUCAACCAAAUGUGGAGCCAAAUCAGAGUACCCUCAUUUUAAUGCGAACCAUGUUUGUAGAAUCUCAGAAUUGAAAAGACAUAAAUCAUUUCAUAAUAAUUUGAUUUUCAAUUAAAGUGGAACUCCAGAGAAUUUUUCUGGUGUAUUUUUCCAAUAUUUGUUUAAAAUCUUCUCUGUUGCCCUAGAGAGACAACCGUUUAGGUGGCCUAGAGUGCCAAAAACAAGAGGAGGUGUCAGGACAAGAUGUUCGGACAUUGUGUUUUCUACAUUCAGUACUGGGAGAUUUGAUGCCCUAUGAGAAAGUGUUAACAACAUCAUCUUAUAGCACUCUUCACUGAUGAGAAUAACACACCCGUCCAUGUGCUGAAUAGCUAUGAGAAAAGGCUUGAGUCAUAUUGUACCAAAGGCCAGCUCUUACCAAGCCUGACAAUAAAAUCCAUUCUUUUGUAUUUUGGAUAUGUUAGUUUUAGAGAUAAAACAUGCUUUUUUGUAAAACUGGUAAAUGCUUCAAUAUUGUUGAAGUUGUUUUUAAUGUAAACUGUCACUUUCUUAAGGAGCAUUUCCUUACUUUUGAAUAAUCUGCCACCUUUUUAUGUGCAGAUUAUUUCUUACGCACCUUGAUUGUAUCUUAAAAAGAUCAUUGAACAUCGUAAUGAAACUUUCUACACGACUCAAGUUUAGUAAAUAAAAGCGCCCUUGUAUGCUG